AUGCCUCUCGUCGUCCCAGGAAUCAACUCCAACGAUGGAUCCAAGACAGAGGAAUGGACCAACAAGCUAGUUGGCAAGAAGAUCGGAGCGAGUUCUGAUGCUACUACCUUUGCGAAAGCAGAUCUCCCCGAGGAGACUCGCGUCAUUGAGCCAGGUUCUAUGGUCACCAAGGAUUUCAGGCCAAACAGGUUGAAUGUUCACCUGAAAGAGGAUGGCACCGUUUCUCAUGUUAACCAUCAGUAA
Messenger RNA from Lachnellula hyalina, 243 nucleotides. RefSeq lists its product as uncharacterized. The record is from RefSeq and is a predicted model, not a curated record. The transcript has 3 exons. NCBI's taxonomy places the organism in Eukaryota, Fungi, Ascomycota, Leotiomycetes, Helotiales, Lachnaceae. The coding region runs from base 1 to 243 and encodes 80 amino acids.